AUGGAAAGUAGAAACAACGUGACAGAGUUUGUUCUUCUGGGGCUCACGCAAAAUCAAAAUAUGCAGAAAAUCGUAUUUGCUGUGUUUUUUGUCAUCUACAUCAUCACAGUAGUAGGAAAUUUGCUCAUUUUGGUCACCAUCACUGUCAGUCCAUUGGUGGAAUCCCCUAUGUACUUUUUCCUGGCCUGUCUCUCCUUUAUUGAUACUUGCUAUUCCUCUGUUAGUACUCCUAAAUUGAUUAUCGAUUCAGUCAGUGAAAGGAAGACCAUCCUAUUCAAUGGAUGCAUGACCCAAAUCUUUGGAGAACAUUUAUUUGGAGGUGUGGAAGUCAUCCUUCUUACUGUGAUGGCUUAUGACCGAUAUGUGGCUAUCUGCAAGCCCUUACACUACACAACCAUCAUGAACCGGAGAGUGUGUGGUCUGCUAACAGGACUCUCCUGGUUAGGAGGUUUUCUUCAUGCAACCAUACAGAUCCUUUUCAUGUUUCAUUUACCCUUUUGUGGCCCCAACAUCAUAGAUCACUUUAUGUGUGAUCUAAACCCUUUGCUCAGUCUUGCCUGUACUGAUACUCACAUUCUGGGGCUCUUUGUUGCAGCCAACAGUGGAUUCAUGUGCCUACUAACAUUUCUCCUCCUGAUGAUCUCCUAUACAGUCAUCCUGUACUCCCUAAGGACCCACAGCUUGGAGGGGAGGCGCAAAGCUCUCUCAACCUGCAUAUCUCACAUCACAGUGGUUGUCUUAUUAUUCGUGCCCUGUAUAUUUGUGUACAUGAGACCUGUGGCCACUUUAGCCAUCGAUAAAGCAGUUGCUGUAUUCUACACUAUCAUUACUCCCAUGCUAAAUCCUUUAAUCUAUACUUUGAGAAAUGCCCAGAUGAAAAAUGCCAUUAUAAAAUUGUGCAGUAAGAAAAUGACUUUAGUUGAUGAAUAG
This is a messenger RNA of Chrysochloris asiatica (Cape golden mole), 930 nucleotides long. RefSeq names its product olfactory receptor 4C46-like. NCBI's taxonomy places the organism in Eukaryota, Metazoa, Chordata, Mammalia, Afrosoricida, Chrysochloridae. The transcript has a single exon. Gene Ontology annotation, molecular function: olfactory receptor activity; G protein-coupled receptor activity. Gene Ontology annotation, biological process: G protein-coupled receptor signaling pathway. The coding region runs from base 1 to 930 and encodes 309 amino acids. Gene Ontology annotation, cellular component: membrane. The record is from RefSeq and is a predicted model, not a curated record.